Trichoderma citrinoviride is the source of this 3936-nucleotide messenger RNA. Its product is annotated as histidine kinase. Gene Ontology annotation, biological process: phosphorelay signal transduction system; phosphorylation. The coding region runs from base 1 to 3936 and encodes 1311 amino acids. Gene Ontology annotation, molecular function: phosphorelay sensor kinase activity; protein binding. The record is from RefSeq and is a predicted model, not a curated record. The transcript has 4 exons. Lineage: Eukaryota; Fungi; Ascomycota; Sordariomycetes; Hypocreales; Hypocreaceae.
AUGAGCAGCCAUGCCGAGCAAAGUCCCCGCUCUCUGGGUGGCGGACGCUUCCUCAGAGACCCUGGAGAUGGCGUCCGUUCCAAGUCUCAGAGCCCAUUUCGACUCUCCAUGCCUUCAAUAUCGCCCGGCCAGGUUGCCUUCUCCGCAAUGCAAUACCUGCCGGUCCCUGUCAUCAUCCUCAACAGCCUCAAGACUGUUGUACUCGCUAAUGAGGCCAUGGGAAGGAUGCUCGGUGUCAUCUCUGAUGAUAUGAGUGAUGAAGAUGUGUCGGUUGUGAUGGACAAGCUGCGCGGCCAGACCCUUUCCCAGGUGGGCAUCGACAUGAUACAGGAUGGUCGCCCCGUAUGGGUUACCUGGGAAGCUUUUCUAGACACCUUGGUCACUGAGGUCGGUGUACGACCACCAGCCUCGAAUCAGCAACGACGACCGUCCCAUUUCGAAGGUGGCGACGCCACCCCAACUGCUACCGUGGCCCUUGAUCAGGUGAAUGAACGGCCCAAGCCUAUCGAGCGACCGACUCAGGAUGCGACGGUAGAGGUUAUAAUUACGAGAAAAGACAUCACCAAGACCACCUUCAACAGCCGGUACAAGUCGAAAGAAUCCGAAUACCAUGCCUAUGCGAAGAUGAUCAUUACAAUCUGGGAGGUUGAAGACAGACAGACCUUUUUCACUCUGACCUUCACUAACACCCAGUCCGCUCCGUCGAUGCCCGUCAGCGGCAGAAGAGCCAUCGCUCGAUCCAGCAUCCUCGAAGCUGUCGACAAAAAGUCCAUCACCACCUCGAACCCGUCGUCUGUCGCCUCUAGCCGAGACUCUACCUCGCCCUUGUUCUACAGCCCGGGCGUCAUCACCAUGUCUUCAAGCCCGUUCCCUCCCAUGGGACCUCCGACCAUUGCUUCUCAUUCGCACACAAGCACCCCCUCGGUGCUGCAGAAGAUGAUUAGGAUGAAGGAUGCCCUCAUCGACAGUACGCAGAUGCCCGUCGUCGCCAUAUGGAAAGAUGGCAGCGUGAUUUUUCCGAACAAGGCUGCGAGGCAGCUCUUCCCCGUCGACGCCGAUCUCGACUCGGCCAGCGACGGGUUUCAUCUGCUACCCAAGUGGAAGGUGUGGAACGAAGACUUUACAAGGCAGCUGGAUGUCAGCGAGUAUCCAAUCUCCAUUCUGCUUCGGACAGAGACGCCCUUUGCCAGUAAGCGAAUAGGCAUGUACGCACGCGACGGACGGAAGAUUAUCUUUGACGUGCUGGGAGAAGGCAUAUAUGACGACACUACGCACGAGUUCCUCGCUGGCGUUGUCACUGGCCGCGAUGUGACAAUGAUGAGGGAAGAGAUCACCCACAUCAAGGAGCGUGACGAGGAGCGCUUCAAGGCCAUAUGCGAUGCUAUGCCCCAGCUAGUUUGGACGGCACGCCCUGAUGGGACCCCCGACUUUUUCAACACCAGAUGGUAUGCGUACAUGGGCUUGAACCGCCAACAGUGCGUUGAAAUAGACUGGCAAGCCUCCUUCCAUCCCGACGAUAGAGCCGAGGCUCUUGCCCGCUGGAAUCGCUCUGUGCAAACCGGAGAUGCCUUUGUCAUGGAAUACCGCUGUCUUAGCAAGGCCGGCGAGUGGCGGUGGUUCCUUGGCCGUGCCCUUGCCGUACGCGACAAAGAAACGGGCGAGAUUGAGAAGUGGUUCGGAACCUGCACCGACAUCCACGAGAGCAUGCAGACGAAACUGAGUGCUAAGCGUACUCGUCAGCAGCUGCUCAGCGUCAUUGCUCACUCGCACGUCACCAUUUUUACUGUUGACCCCGAUCGCCGCGUUACGAUGCUGGAGGGCGCCUUGAUAUGGAACAGCGCUUCUGAAGAAAACCAUGAAAAGAGCAGGUGGUAUGUUGGAGAGAACAUGUACACCGUCUUCAACCGGAUCGCCGAACGAGCGUCUGACAGGGAACGCCCAACAUGGCUUCGGCCGAUUGAGGACAUUCUCGAGGGACGGAGCAACGAGGAUGUAAAGGAACACGGACUCCAUGACCGCUGGUAUCGAACACGGUUCCACCCAAUGCUGGGGAAAAAGACCAAAGACGGCAUGCCUACCAAGGAGACGUGUAUUGAAGGAGUCAUUGGCGUUAUAAUGGAUGUUACCGAGCUCAAGGUGAGAGGAGAAGCCUUGCGGGAGCAAUCCAAGGAGAAGCGACGCGCAAUGGCAAACGAGGCUGCUGCCAAGGAGGCGACAAGACUGAAAAGCCAGUUCCUCGCCAACAUGUCUCACGAGAUCAGGACGCCCAUCACCGGAGUUCUCGGCAUGGCAGAGCUGCUGGGCGAUAUGGAGCUGACCAAGGAGCAGCGCGAAUAUGUCGACAAUAUCCAAAGCUCCGCUACGUCGCUACUCACGGUGAUCAAUGAUAUCCUGGAUUUUUCAAAGGUGGAAUCCGGCCGCCUGGACAUUGAAGAAGUCCAGUUCUCCCUCUCACACAUCGUGCAGGAUGUGAGGAAGAUGCUCAAGUUUGCCGUCGAGCGGAAGAAUCUGGAUUUCCUAUCUGAUGUUGGAAAAGACAUUGCCAACGAACGGAUCGUCAUUGGCGACCCCGGCAGGCUGCGGCAGAUCAUUACCAAUCUUCUCACAAACAGCAUCAAGUUUACGAACCAGGGAUAUGUGAGGUUCUCGGUUCUCAAAGAGCGCGAGACAGCUGAUACAAUCGAGGUUCGAUUCGUCAUUGAAGACUCCGGAAUUGGCAUUGAGGAGGAGGUAAAGAAAAAGCUCUUCAAGCCCUUCAGCCAAGGAGAUGCGUCCACUGCUCGCAAGUUCGGAGGGACUGGGUUAGGGCUUACUAUAUGCAAGAAUUUGCUGGACCUGAUGAAUGGUCGCAUCACGCUGGAGUCGAAUGUGGGAUCAGGAACCAAGGCAACGUUUUGGAUCCCCUUCAUGAAGCCCACGGAGGCCAGAGCUCCCACACUGGCGGAACCUGGCGCUAUUCCCGACCGACUUCAGUCUGAGCUGAGCCUAUCAUGCAAUAGUUCAGAGCAUGAACAGUUGGCGGCUUCGCAGGGCUCAGAUGGCAUGGCGAGCGGCUCUGGCGCCAAACCACGUUGGCCCGUAUCUACGCGGACGCCCCCUCCAGCUGAGCAGGAGCUGCCCCUGUCCGAACGAUCAAAACUGCACAUCUUGGUAGUCGAGGACAACCCGGUAAACCAGAAGAUUGCCACGCGUACCAUUGGAAAACUUGGCUUUCAGGUGUCUGCCACUUGGAAUGGCAAAGAAGCGCUGGACUACAUGAUUAGCGCCUCAAAGGGCGAGAAGAAAAUGCCAGACAUCAUCUUGAUGGACGUGCAGAUGCCCAUCAUUGAUGGCUACAAGUGCACCCAUCUUCUUCGACAUCAUCUUCCAUACAAGAGCCUGGUUCAGCAUGUGCCCAUUGUGGCCAUGACUGCGUCAGCAAUCCAAGGAGACCGCGAGAAAUGCACAAAAGCCGGCAUGGACGACUACCUCCCAAAGCCGGUGACGAUGAAGGUGCUGGAGAGGAUGCUGGUCAGAUGGUCGCUGACACGACGUCGCCCGCAAUCGGAGCCGCCAGCUUCUGAUUGCUCCGAGAUGGGCGAGCAUUGCGACAAUGCCGAUAUCCCACACCUCGGCAUUGAUGAAAGCGAUCCAUCUCCCCUGUCAGCGUCUGAAGAACUUCGCGCAAGCCCAAUAACGCCCCGGCCACUUACGGUCAACGGAGGAGAGGAGGAGCCCUCGCCGUUUGAGCAGGCCAUUGCGGUUGAAAUGUCGCCCCAGGUUCGCCGGCCUGAAGGCGAGCAGGAAUGGUCGAACAUGCUUCAUGGUACGAAGCUCAUUGAUGCGGCGGGAGGCGUACCGGCCGACCUCCGCAAGAAUUCUCUUCCCGAGUCGGGAGCAGGAGAAGCUCUGACUGAGGAGAAUGUCAACAAGCUGGAGAACGGGACACCAAGAUGA